AAUGAACGACGAGCUCUCAAAGAAGAUAGGCAACGCUCGAUAUUGCACUAAUCAUACCUUACCCUCCGAUGAAUAUGGAAGAAAGAUGGCUUUGGAACCCUUUAAACCUUAUGUUAGGCGGAGGUUUGUUGUUAAAAGUCGUAGUAUUCAACUACCUACCAACGCCGAUCUAAAAAACUCUGAGAGGAUUAGAGUAAACGAGGAUACAAGUGGUAGCUAUGUUCGACACCUAAAAAAUUCUCUUGACAAAAAAGGCCUAGAAGUAACUACUCUAUAUUCGAAAAAUCGACUAUCAAUUAUGCCAAAUGUUGAAGAGGAUGUUAUCAAAACUCCCUCCCAACAGGAAACAAAGAAACCUAAAGUUUCAAGAGUUGGAUAUUUACACAAGAGAAAGUUAGGUGAGGUUUCAUCAACGAAAAAGUUCACCAAUUUAUUCGAUAAAGACGAUUCUUAUCUAAAAUUGUUACCACCCGCAAUGACAAACGAUUUAACUUUUCAAUAA
Molecule: messenger RNA, 502 nt
Organism: Dimorphilus gyrociliatus
Lineage: Eukaryota; Metazoa; Annelida; Polychaeta; Dinophilidae
Source: the annotation of a GenBank genome assembly